This is a messenger RNA of Notodromas monacha, 1746 nucleotides long. NCBI's taxonomy places the organism in Eukaryota, Metazoa, Arthropoda, Ostracoda, Podocopida, Cyprididae. The record is from the annotation of a GenBank genome assembly.
UUUUUUUCUGGAUGAUCAGAUUAAACUCUCCUUACGAAUUUACUCGCGAUGAGUGCGAAAGCAAAGGAGACGAGUUCAGUGAUAGAUCAGAAAGAAUAUUUGAAAAAAUAUCUUGGACUUGGCGCAGACGGCGCUGAGAAGAAGAAGAAGAAAAAGAAGAAGCAAAAACACGCGGUCAUCACAUCCAGGUGCAAAAUUGUGGAUGAUGACGGACUGGCGAUUCAAGACGUUGUCCGUGCGGUAAAGGAGGAAGAUGACAUUGAUGAGAUCUUCGCCACUGCGGACGAGUUACCGACUUUCGCGGGUUUGACUGACGAUCUUCCCGUCGAACUUCGUACUGCAGAAUAUCAAAAUUCCAGUCGUUGGGCCCGUGUGGGACGGAACACCGAAGAAGAUGUGCGAACGAGUUGGUCACCGAGAGGAACGAAACGGAGUAUUGCUGCUGUUGCGUCGUCACCGCCGAGAAGUUCUCGGAUUAGGCAUGAUUCCGAUGCUUCGCCUCCCAGAAACCUGAGGAUUAGACACGAUUCCGAUGCGUCUCCUCCGAGACAGUCAAGAACCAGGCACGACUCUGAUGCCUCACCUCCCAGAAAUUCUAGAACAAGGCAUGAUUCUGAUGCCUCACCUCCGAGACAGUCAAGAAAAAGGCACGAUUCUGAUGCCUCACCUCCUAGAAAUUCUAGAAAAAGGCAUGAUUCCGAUGCAUCACCGCCGAGACAGUCAAGACAGAGGCAUGAUUCAGAUGCCUCACCCCCGAGAAAUUCUAGAACAAGGUUCGAUUCUGAUGCCUCACCUCCUAGAAAUUCCAGAACUAGAACCAGGCAUGAUUCUGAUGCAUCGCCUCCCAGACAGUCAAGAAUGCGGCAUGAUUCUGAUGCCUCACCCCCAAGAAAUCCCAGAGCCAGACAUGAUUCCGAUGCAUCUCCUCGAAGAGCAACGAACGAUUCUGAUGCAUCUCCUCCGAGGCGCAGAAGUGGAAACGAUUCUGAUGCUUCCCCUCCGAGAAAACGGUCUAUGAUGAAGAUGGACUUUCCGAAAAUCAAAAGCGAACGGAGAUCUAAUUCUCCACCUGGUAAAGAUUCUCUUGGCCGAAGGACAAAGACAAUGGAUGGUAAGAAAGCAGGAUUGCAAUCCAAGGAAACCUUGAGAAGAGAGAAUGCAGCAUUCGCCGAGCGUCAAAGAGCUGCUAUUGUUGCGGUUGGUAUACAACGUUUCGUGCAUCUUUACGCGGCCGAUGAGCGUAUGACUGGAAAGGGAGCGAAAACCGUGGUACGUCGCGACAGGAAAGUAGAAGAGAAGCUGCGGAAGAAACAAGAGAAAGCGGAUCGUCGCGCAGUAAUUGUAGAAAAAUACAAGGAGUUCAACGUUGGUAUUGCUACGACGAAACAAAAGGAACAGCAGAUUUCUCAAGACCUCUACGAAAUGAGCAAGCCUUUGGCGCGGUAUGCUGACGACGAGGAUCUAGAACGGCAAUUGAAAGAGCAGGAACGAGCAGAUGAUCCGAUGUUGGAGUAUGUCCGGAGGAAGAAAAUGGAGAAGUUCAAGGAGGCAAAUCCCAACUAUGUCGAGAGACCAAAGUACAAACCACCGCCGCAGCCUCCGAUAAAUCGGUUCAAUGUAUGGCCUGGUUACCGAUGGGACGGUGUUGAUCGUUCCAACGGAUUUGAGAACGAGUUUUUCGCAAAGCAAGCUAGCCGAAAAGCUGGUGAAUCCGAAGCUUACAAAUGGAGCACGGAAGAUAUGUGA